Molecule: messenger RNA, 1215 nt
Organism: Alternaria arborescens
Lineage: Eukaryota; Fungi; Ascomycota; Dothideomycetes; Pleosporales; Pleosporaceae
Exons: 4
Coding region: 1-1215 (404 amino acids)
Biological process (GO): fatty acid alpha-oxidation
Molecular function (GO): phytanoyl-CoA dioxygenase activity
Source: RefSeq, a predicted model, not a curated record
AUGCACUCCACGAAAGACGGACAGUCCAACGGCCACAGUGGUUGCGAUCAACCACCGAUCGGACCUCGGCUGUUCUCUGUCAAGAAACCACCAUCGUUGGACGAUUUCAAGAAGCUCACAACAGAGUCUGUGCUCUGUCAUUAUCCGCUUGCGAAAGCUGUCGAAUCGAAUGUACCCAUCUACCACCUUCCCGAUUACCACUCGCUCAGUCCAGAGGAGCGCUCUGCGCUUCAAGAUGAAUGGUAUCACAUCCUGCUUUCGGGGCCAGGGGUGUUCGUCACCAAGGAUCUGUACAAAGACACUUCCCUGCUUGAAAGAGUAAAUAGGGUUUACGCAAACAUUAUCGCAGAAGAAAAGAAAGUGGCUGGCAAACGCGGUGACCACUUUGCCGGAGCUGGAGCAAACGAUCGCAUCUGGAACUCGCUCUCAAAGCACUGCCUACAAGAUCCGGAAUCUUUUGCAACAUAUUACGCAAACCCAUGGCUGCCGCUAAUCUCUGAGGCAUGGCUGGGUCCACAUCAUCGCCUGACUUCACAAGUCAACAUCGUGAAGCCGGGCGCAAAGGCUCAGAUCUCUCAUAGAGACUACCACAUUGGUUUUCAAGACAAUCAGUCGUGCGAGAGCUUUCCCAAGGCAAUGCAAGUUGCAUCGCAGUUUCUCACACUUCAGGGAGCAGUCGCGCACUCCGCUAUGCCGGUAGAGAGUGGGCCGACUAGGCUUUUGCCGUUCAGUCAAAAGUUCGAGGAGGGUUACAUGGCGUAUCGUAUUCCGGAGUUUGCAGACUACUUUCUGGAGAAGUAUGUAUCUAUGCCACUGGAGAUGGGUGACGGGCUGUUCUUCAAUCCAGCUUUGUUCCAUGCCGCGGGACAGAAUGACUCGGCCGAUAUCAAUCGAUCAGCCAACUUGCUGCAAAUAUCGUCAGCCUUUGGUAAGCCAAUGGAGUCUGUCGAUACACACGCACUUGUCGAAAAGACGUGGGAUGCGAUGUCCACGAUGUAUCAAAAGGAAGGGCUCAGCGACGAACUUAGAGCCCUCGUGAGCGUUGUCGCAGAAGGAUACCCAUUUCCGACCAACCUCGAUAGGAGGGUGCCUGAAACGGCCGGCAUGGCACCUGAAAGCGAGCAGGAUGUAUUGGUGAAGAGUCUAAAGAAGAAGGAUACAAGACAGGCUGUGUUGGAUAUACUGGCGACCAUGCGAAGAGAGUCUAUGGCGUAG